GCCAGGUAGCAUCACUAAAGAAGAAGAAUUUCCCUCCAAAAUAUCACGGUUUAUUUUGCCAACAGCGAGCUAAGAAUUUGUUUACCAACUGAAUGAGUGAGCCAACUCGAUGAGCACCAUCCUAGACAACUUUCGAAGCGCCGAGAAGAUCGGCGAGGGCACCUACGGGAUAGUUUACAAGGCGCGGAGCAACGCCACCGGCCAGGAUGUGGCGCUCAAGAAGAUUCGGCUGGAAGGCGAAACGGAGGGCGUUCCCUCGACGGCCAUUCGAGAGAUCUCCCUGCUGAAGAACCUCAAGCACAAGAAUGUGGUCCAACUAUUCGAUGUGGUCAUCUCCGGCAACAAUCUUUACAUGAUAUUUGAGUACCUGAACAUGGAUCUGAAGAAGCUGAUGGACAAAAAGAAGGACGUUUUCACCCCUCAGUUGAUAAAAAGCUAUAUGCAUCAGAUAUUAGAUGCCCUCGGCUUUUGCCACACCAAUCGUAUACUGCAUCGCGAUCUCAAGCCCCAGAAUCUACUCGUAGAUACUGCAGGCAAAAUAAAAUUGGCUGACUUUGGCCUGGCAAGGGCCUUCAAUGUGCCCAUGAGGGCCUACACCCACGAAGUGGUCACCCUUUGGUACCGAGCACCUGAGAUUCUGCUGGGCACCAAGUUCUACUCCACGGGCGUAGACAUCUGGAGUCUGGGCUGUAUUUUCUCAGAGAUGAUCAUGCGCCGCUCCCUAUUUCCCGGAGACAGCGAAAUCGACCAGCUCUACAGGAUAUUCCGCACCUUGAGCACCCCCGAUGAAACCAAAUGGCCGGGAGUGACGCAGCUGCCGGAUUUUAAGGCCAAGUUUCCCAAGUGGGAGACAACCAACAUGCCACAGACCAUAACCGAACACGAGGCCCAUGAACUCAUUAUGUCGAUGCUGUGCUAUGAUCCCAACCUGCGCGUCUCUGCCAAGGACGCCCUGCUGCACGCCUACUUCCGCAAUGUGAAGCAUGUUGACCAUGUGGCCCUGCCCGUGGAUCCCAAUGCGGGCAGUGCCUCGCGUUUAACGAGGCUCGUGUGA
Drosophila takahashii is the source of this 1054-nucleotide messenger RNA. RefSeq names its product Cyclin-dependent kinase 2 (gene Cdk2). Lineage: Eukaryota; Metazoa; Arthropoda; Insecta; Diptera; Drosophilidae. Gene Ontology annotation, biological process: regulation of gene expression; G1/S transition of mitotic cell cycle; signal transduction. Gene Ontology annotation, molecular function: cyclin-dependent protein serine/threonine kinase activity; ATP binding; cyclin binding. The record is from RefSeq and is a predicted model, not a curated record. Gene Ontology annotation, cellular component: cyclin-dependent protein kinase holoenzyme complex; nucleus; cytoplasm.